AUGAAAUUCCACAGGAAUUUACCACACGAGGAGGAAUCAGACAAAGAUGGGGUCAAGAGGAUGGUAAAUAAGGAAGGCAGAAGGGGACGUUAUAAGGGCCGUUGGAGGUGGUGGAGGCCGACACUUACACCAAACGAGCCGUUUACAUCAUCACCUUCACCGUCACCUCAACGGUCCAGUUUGAAUCCGGAAUACAGCGGUAGCAGCGUCGACAUUCUUUCUGAUGGCGGCAGCUCCCAGUCCGAAGAGGACUAUCAGAUAAAGCAUUCGCUUUCUCUAAUCAAGGCGCCAUUGUCCCCUGACGAUUAUAGUGACUCGGGGAUUUCCCUUUCUGACAGCAUUGAGCCAGGGACGAAACUUGAACCACGGUUGGCAAUGCCCUACAUUGGAGCAGAAGCCGAGGGAAAUCGCCCGUCAUGGAGAAACAUCCGACCCGCCUCUAUCGUCCAGUUCCCACGCCCCUGUGUGAAUCCGGAUAAGGAGUUCAAAAUCAGGACCGUCCACUUUACCGUCCCGCUUGAGCACCACAAGCCCUCGGGCCGGCAAAUCAAUAUUCACGCUGAGCUCGUAUACGACACCCACGAGCGGGACAGAUUCGACAGCUGGGUCCCCGCGUGUCGUGCCAGUCCUAUUUUGGUGUUCCUUUGCGGCGGACCAGGGGAUAAGAACCCGCAUGAUCGAUCGCCAGCGUUGAACAGGACGUUGAUUGAGAAGGGGUAUGUCGUUCUGUACGCCGACUAUAGGGGUACAGGGCAGAGUAGCAAGAUUGACAGCGCGACUGUCAAGACCUACAAUGACACGAAGGAUUUUGCUGGGGCGGCCGGUUAUUUAUCGUUGUUUCGACAAGACAAUAUUGUGAGGGACCUAGAAGCCGUGAGGUUGUGUCUAGAGGAGCACUUAUACCCGUUCUCAUCCACGAACGGCAAUGGCGGAGAUGGAUUAAAAUGGACCUUGAUGGGACAGUCAUACGGUGGUUGGGUGGCAUUGACCUACCUGUCGUUUCUCCCUGGGUCGCUGGCAGAGGUGUAUUUGACGGCCGGACUGGCGCCGGUGACGAUUGGGAGUCCGGACGAGGUUUAUGAGGCGUUGUAUAGCGGGAUAAGGAGGUCGAAUCAGAGGUACUACCAGCGUUACCCUGAAGAUGAGGUCUUGGUGAGGGAGGUAUACAACACCCUUUUGUCGAGGGGGGCAGCGUAUGAAUUGCCGGAUGGAUCGAAGAGAAAGCUGACAGCUCAGACGUUUCUGACCUUGGGGAGGAAGUUUAUUGGAGGCGACUCUGGACUGGAGGCGGUGCAUGACUUUGUGGGCCAGCUGCAUGGACAGUUGGUGAGGAAUAAUGCGCUCGUCCCGUCGCAGGAAGUCUUGAAAGAGUUUUCAAAGCUGGAGGGGUUCAAGCUGCAUUCAAGGCCGUUGUACGGGGUCUUGCACGAGGCGAUUUAUUGCAAUAAUGGAGAUACGGCGUCGGAGUGGUCGGCCCAGAGGGUUGGGAAGAGGCAUCGGGAAUACAAUGGGUGGCUUCAGGGGAAACAUGCUGCGGAAGGCCAGAGGCUCUACUUUUCGGGUGAGAUGGUGCUCCCCUGUUUGAUGCCCGAGGAGUUCAGGUAUGCAAAUGAUUUGGUAGCGAGCAAGGCAGAUUGGGAGCCAUUGUACGACUUGAACCGGUUGAAGGAGAACACAGUGCCAGUCAGAGCAAUGGCGUAUCAAGAUGAUCUGGCUGUUGACUUUGAACUGUCCAAGCGAACGGUGGAAGCUGUCAAGGGAUGUGUGAUGGUCGUGGGCAAGUCGGGAUGGAACCACGGCAGUCUGAGGAACAACACAGAUGAGGUGAUACGGAUGCUGUUUUAG
Molecule: messenger RNA, 1845 nt
Organism: Podospora pseudopauciseta
Lineage: Eukaryota; Fungi; Ascomycota; Sordariomycetes; Sordariales; Podosporaceae
Exons: 1
Coding region: 1-1845 (614 amino acids)
Biological process (GO): proteolysis
Molecular function (GO): peptidase activity
Source: RefSeq, a predicted model, not a curated record